Vicia villosa (hairy vetch) is the source of this 312-nucleotide messenger RNA. RefSeq lists its product as uncharacterized. The transcript has a single exon. The record is from RefSeq and is a predicted model, not a curated record. NCBI's taxonomy places the organism in Eukaryota, Viridiplantae, Streptophyta, Magnoliopsida, Fabales, Fabaceae. The coding region runs from base 1 to 312 and encodes 103 amino acids.
AUGCUGAAUUCAUUUUGGUGGGGAGGUGGUCAUCACAACAAAGGUAUUAGGUGGAUGUCAUGGGAGAGGAUGACUAGCUUGAAAAGUGAAGGAGGUAUGGGAUUCAGGGACUUUAAAGCGUUUAAUUUGGCCAUGAUUGCAAAGCAAGGGUGGAACUUUUUGUCGAAACCUAAUUCUCUUGUGGCUAAAAUCUUCAGAGCAAGGUACUUUCCUCGUUCCUCUUUUCUUGAUUCUAAGAAUGGUAAUAAUCCAAGCUUUGUGUGGAGGAGUUUGUGGAAGGCGAAGGAUGUGUUAAAGUUGGGGAGUAGGUGA